CCGUCAAAUCGGAGUUGCAAUAUAUACUGUCCAUUAAAAAGACGCGCUGUGGGAAAGUGAAGACCCUCAGGAAGAGAUUUGUAGCUGUAUCAUUUUCCUACGUGACGCGGUCUCUUACCCUUUUGUUCUUUGUCUCCUACAGUACAUUCAUCCUUGGACUUGGGUUGGACGGCUUCACCUUUCUGCGUAACUACCCACUCUGUCCCUCAAUCCAUCUCGCCCAGAAACAACCCUCUUCUCAUACAGUACCACCAGCCAGACUUGUACCGUCAUUUGUUCCGAAAAAUGGCACAAAAGACAUCCCAGACUCCCACGAGGAAACUCACCCGGGCCGAAGUGGCCAAGAACAACACCGAGGACAGCGUCUGGUGCAUCAUCGACCACAAGGUGUACGACGUCACGGACUUUCUCGACGCGCACCCGGGCGGGAGUGUGGUGUUGCAGCAGGUAGCGGGCCAGGACGCGACGUCGGCCUUUUACAACCUCCACCGCCACGAAGUCCUGCAAAAGUAUCAGAGUCUGUGCAUCGGCACGGUCGAGGGCGAAGAACCGGAGGUGGUCGACCCCCGCCCGGGAGACCUCUCGACCGUACCCUACGGUGAACCGCUGUGGCUGACCCCGGCCUACAAGAGUCCGUAUUAUGGCGAGUCGCACCGCCGGCUUCAGCGAGCCGUGCGAACCUUUGUGGACGAGGACAUUUACCCGGAGGCGCAGGAGAAGGAGCUGGACGGCUCGUACAUCUCUCAAGGUCUCGUGGACAAGAUGGCCCGGAACAACAUGCUCGCCAUGCGCCUGGGACCGGGCAAGCACCUGCACGGCCGGGAGUUGAUGGGAGGCGCCGUCGACCCGCAAGAGUUUGACUACUUCCACGACCUGAUCGUCGCGCAGGAACUGACCCGCGGGAUGGCGAGAGGGUUCCAGGACGGCAACAUGGCCGGCAUGAUGAUCAGUCUGACGGCCGUGAGGCAGUGGGCCAACGACGCCGCGCUGAGGGACCGGCUGACGCACGAGUGCCUCACCGGGAAAAAGUACAUGUGUCUGGCCAUCACCGAGGCCUUCGCCGGCAGCGAUGUCGCGGGCAUCAGGACGACGGCGAAAAAGACGGCGGACGGAAAACAUUAUAUCAUCAAUGGAACCAAGAAAUGGAUCACCAACGGCAUGUUCGCCGACUAUUUUGUCACAGCGUGCAAGACAGAAAAGGGAAUCAGUGUCAUCAUUGUACCGCGCGACGACAACGUCGAGACCAAGCGCAUCAAGACAUCCUAUUCGACAGCCGCGGGUACGGCGUUUAUUCAAUUCGAAAACGUCAAGGUUCCCGUGAACCACCUCCUGGGCAAGGAAGACAACGGCUUCAUCGUCGUCAUGAGCAACUUCAACCACGAACGGUGGGCCAUUACGGGCCAGGUGAUCCGCUGGAUGCGCACCGUCGUCGAGGAAUGCCUCAAGUGGACGCACCAGCGCAUCGUGUUCGGCAAGCCUCUCAUCACACAGCCCGUCAUCCGCCAAAAACUGGCCAAGAUGAUCAGUAUGACCGAGGCGUGUCAGAGCUGGAUCGAAAGCAUCACCUAUCAGAUGUGUAAUAUGAGUUAUGCCCAGCAGAGUAAACUUUUGGGUGGACCGAUUGGCUUCUUGAAGAGCUAUUCCACCAGAUGUGCGCACGAGAUCGCCGACGAUGCCGUGAAUAUCUUUGGUGGUAGGGGUAUCACGCAGUCCGGCAUGGGACGUGUCGUGGAGCAGUUCCACCGCAUCUACAAAUUCGAUGCUAUCCUCGGAGGUGCCGAGGAGGUCCUGGCCGAUCUUGGUGUGCGGCAGGCCAUGAAGCAGAUGCCUAAAGCCAUGUUGUAG
Exophiala oligosperma is the source of this 1845-nucleotide messenger RNA. RefSeq lists its product as uncharacterized. The transcript has 2 exons. The record is from RefSeq and is a predicted model, not a curated record. NCBI's taxonomy places the organism in Eukaryota, Fungi, Ascomycota, Eurotiomycetes, Chaetothyriales, Herpotrichiellaceae. The coding region runs from base 286 to 1845 and encodes 519 amino acids. Gene Ontology annotation, molecular function: flavin adenine dinucleotide binding; acyl-CoA dehydrogenase activity; heme binding.